This is a messenger RNA of Panicum hallii, 1752 nucleotides long. RefSeq names its product probable aquaporin TIP1-2. Gene Ontology annotation, biological process: water transport; transmembrane transport. Lineage: Eukaryota; Viridiplantae; Streptophyta; Magnoliopsida; Poales; Poaceae. The transcript has 3 exons. The record is from RefSeq and is a predicted model, not a curated record. Gene Ontology annotation, molecular function: water channel activity. Bases 707 to 1465 code for a protein of 252 amino acids. Gene Ontology annotation, cellular component: membrane.
GCUGCAGGAGGAGAAAGACAAAGCACUCCACGUCAGAGGUGGGCGCCCCCGCCAGCCGCUGGGCUGGGGUCUCCCCUGCCCAUUGUUCGUCCACGUGGCCGUCCCCCACUGGCCAGGAGGCCCGCCCUAUCAUCUUGGUAUUGUCGGGCGGCCCGCCCUGUCAUUUUCUCUGUGCUGGUAUUGUUGUCCGUGCUGUUGGUUGGGAUGUGGGACUGUUACCACUUACGGCUGCUCCCGAGCGAUCACUUAUCUAAUUAUCUAAGGACGGAGGGAGUAUACUGCAAACAACAACAGAACAGCAGUAUCGGAUCUUAUUUAGUAUUCAGGGACAAACAACAGGACAUUUAGGGUAUCAGAUCAGAUCAGCAGCAUUAGCUAACAAGCUAGUAUAUAGGUAAUUGCAGAGCAAAAAUCAAGCAUCCCCAAUCCCAAUCCUCUCUUGUGUGGCUGCCUUUGCUUUGUUCGGAUUGAAGCGGUCGUGUCGCCACCGGCAGAUUAUCCGGCCGCUCUCUCCUGUCUUGUCUCCAGCAGCUGCUUGUAUUCCAUCCCAUCCUUCGGCCGCGGCCAGCCUCCAAUCCCGGCCUCGGGUGCCCUGGGGGUGCUAUAUACAGCUGCCACUGCCACUGACUUGGCCAUCUUUCCUAGCAAUCCACACGUACGUACACCGACCGGCUACGUCCACUCUACUACUCUCUCGCAAACCAUAAUGCCGGUGAGCAGGAUCGCCGUGGGCGCUCCGGGCGAGCUGUCGCACCCCGACACCGCCAAGGCCGCCGUCUCCGAGUUCAUCUCCAUGCUCAUCUUCAUCUUCGCCGGCUCCGGAUCCGGCAUGGCCUUCAGCAAGCUCACCGCCGGCGGCGCCACCACUCCCGCUGGCCUCAUCGCCGCAUCUCUGGCGUACACCCUGGCCCUCAUCGUCGCCGUCUCCGUCGGCGCCAACAUCUCCGGCGGCCACGUCAACCCGGCCGUCACGUUCGGCGCCUUCGUGGGCGGCAACAUCACCCUCUUCAAGGCCGUCGUCUACUGGGUGGCGCAGCUGCUCGGCUCCGUCGUGGCCUGCCUUCUCCUCAAGAUUGCCACCGGCGGGGCGGCCGUGGGCGCCUUAUCGCUGUCCGCCGGCGUGGGCGCCUGUAACGCCGUCGUCUUCGAGAUCGUCAUGACCUUCGGCCUCGUCUACACCGUGUACGCCACCGCCGUGGACCCCAAGAAGGGCGACCUCGGCAUCAUCGCGCCCAUCGCCAUCGGCUUCAUCGUCGGAGCCAACAUCCUCGCCGGCGGCGCAUUCGACGGCGCCGCCAUGAACCCUGCCGUGGCCUUCGGCCCGGCCGUCGUCACCGGCGUCUGGGAGAACCACUGGGUGUACUGGCUUGGCUCCUUCGUGGGCGCCGCCAUCGCAGCGCUCGUCUACGAUAUCAUCUUCAUCGGACAGCGCCCGCAUGACCAGCUGCUCACCACCGACUACUGAUCGCCGGCCGACCACCACCAUGCAUUCCAAUCGUUGAUGAUUCCCUUCCAUUCAACUCCUGUCCAAAUCCAAAUAAUAAGAUCCAUUCUAGUGCCUUUUUUCUCGUUCUUGUUAAUUAUAUAUAUACUAAAUCUAUUUUCUUGGUCAAGAAAGAAAAAAAAAACAUGUGGAGUAUGUACAGAGUCUGCCAGUACUGUUUACAAGUUAUUGCUGGGUCGAAAUCUUUUCUUUUUUCAGACCAAAGCACAUUUAUUUUAUUAAGAGAAGGAGAGUUACUAUUCCAUGAA